Aedes albopictus (Asian tiger mosquito) is the source of this 2651-nucleotide messenger RNA. RefSeq lists its product as uncharacterized. Lineage: Eukaryota; Metazoa; Arthropoda; Insecta; Diptera; Culicidae. The transcript has 2 exons. The coding region runs from base 1120 to 2565 and encodes 481 amino acids. The record is from RefSeq and is a predicted model, not a curated record.
UAUAUCUUCAAAAGUUGGAAUUUAUAUACGAGAAGUUCAUUGGAACGUCACCACAAACACCAAACACGCCAAACGGAAUCCUCUCUAAAAUGUAUUCAAGAUCUAAAUAUUCAUUCUAAGCUUUAAAGUUUCAUGUAACAAAACUCUGAUUUUCUGUGAGAAAAUCUACGGAAGAUCAAGUGUGUAAGUGUUUGCAUUGUCCACUUAGAAUCCGUACGCGCUGCAUAUUUUCUAGUGACACGCUUAGUUUACUCAUAAACUAUUCCUCUUUUAAUGGUGAAAAUUUCACCGGUUUUCGUACAACGAAUCAAAAGAUAUACCAGAAUGAAAAUAAGACGAACAAAAAAAUCUAGCACAAACGCCUUGAAAAUUCAACAUUUUCAAGCGCGACUAUAGCAAAAAGCUUAAAUAUCGCCAAAACUAUCAUUUGUUACGCGCUCAAAUGUUAUUGAUCAUGACAUGAGAAGAUGUCCCCUGCCGAUUGGAGUUGAGUGUAUGCAUAUUGCGUUUUACGAGAUUUUUUCAAAAAUAAUUAAAAAUUCAAAUUUUGUUGUGGAUUGAACGAAUGAUCUCCGAGUGUUAGAAAUCGAGCUGAGAGUUUUUUAAGGCAGGCUCUAUUCAACUAGAAUAUAUAAAUUAGUAUUUGAAAGAUUAGUGGCAAAAACAUAUGAAAAAUUUGUCGAUUUGACAUGGAAUGACCCACAUUUUAUUUGGAUGAAUACAAAAUGUAUCAAGUAUCGUAAAACUUUAGUAUGGUAAAACAUGUAUUUUCAACGCAAUAUGGUAUAUCAAGAUAAGCACUUCAGGUUUGAAAUAUUUUUGGGAGAAAAGGUAUUAUUUAUUAGUCAUUUUAGAAAUUUGUAAAACUUAAAUCUUCUCUGAGCAGCAUUACCAUUUUUUAAAUAUUUCUAUGUGUUGUAUUAUAGAUUUACUCAGGAAAGAAUGAAAACUAUUUCAUACUUGUCAUAACAAAAUCUUGUACAAUUUUUAUACCAUCAAAAACUGUUAGCAGAAUGUUUAUGUUAUAUUUACUAUUUAUUGAUUCCUUUUAAAUUCUCAAUUAUUCAAAUACAAAUAUUCAAACAAAUUUCAGGUUGGUACCAAGGAGAAAACAGAUUAAUGGAAUUUGCUGUGCCUCGGAUUUGGCAUUCACCUUCAAAUCAUCAAACCGACUGUUAUUUUUGUGUUGUGAAUUUGGCUAGUGGUCAAAAAAAGUCAACUUACCCUGAUAUCCCUUCAUCACGUGCGCCAAUUCCACAUUCCGCUGAACGCCCCAUACCUCAACGUACCUGUGAAACGGCUGUUAGUACCACUACAAUAUCGACAGUUAGUGGAAGUUCUGUCCCAAGUAGUGAGUCUUUACAACUUCAAGGAGGAGUGCUCAAUAUUCCACAUUAUCCGAAUCAAACGGAAAUAAAUGAUUUGAUUCGUGACCUUGCACUCCCUAAAAACAAAAGCGAAUUAUUGUUAUCUAGGCUGAAGCAAUGGAGUUUGCUGGAUGAAUCCGUCAGAAUAACAUCCCAGAGAACUCGCGAUGAAGAGUUUUCCUCCUAUUACACCAGCGAAGAUGGAAUUUGCUUUUGUAGAGAUAUCGAGGGUCUAUUUUCUGAAAUCGGCAUUCCAUUGAUUGUAAGAGACUGGCGGCUCUUUAUUGAUGGCUCUUCAAAAAGUUUGAAGGUUGUGCUACUGCACAACCGCGUAAAAAGCGAGCAGUACCCAUCUCUACCCAUUGCACACUCCAUUCUCCUGAAAGAAAGUUAUGCCACAACAAAAUUGUUAUUCAACAAAAUUCAGUAUGAAAAAUUUGGUUGGGAGGUAAUAGGCGACUUUAAAAUGAUUGGUUUCCUAAUUGGAUUACAAGGAGGGUAUACUAAAUUCCCUUGUUUCCUGUGCCUGUGGGACAGCAGAGACACAGAGAACCACUAUAAAAUUAAAAAUUGGGAAAUCAGAGCCCAAUACAAAAUCGGCGAAAAAAAUGUUAAAAACGAUCCAGUAGUGAACAUGGAAAAAAUUUUAAUGCCACCUCUUCAUAUAAAACUUGGUUUGAUUAAGCAAUUCGUGAAAGCAUUGAAUAAGGAUUCGGAAUCAUUUAAGUUUAUAACAAAACUGUUUCCGAAACUUUCCGAGGCAAAAAUAACUGCCGGUGUUUUUACAGGACCACAAGUAAAAAAACUUAUAAAAUCGGAAUCGUUUCCGAAAUUAUUGAAUGAGAAAGAAAAGGCAGCCUGGAAAAGCUUUCGAGAUAUAGUUCAAGGAUUUUUAGGGAAUAAUCGUGAUCCAAGAUAUGAGGCCAUAGUACAUGAACUGAUGAAAAAUUUUGAAACCAUGGGGUGUCGAAUGUCACUAAAGGUGCACAUUCUUCAUUCUCAUUUGGAUAAAUUUAAAGAAAAUAUGGGUGUAUACUCAGAGGAACAAGGCGAACGUUUUCAUCAAGAUAUAAAACAUAUGGAGCAACGAUAUCAGUGCCAAGCAACAUCGAAAAUGAUGGGUGAUUAUGUGUGGAGUCUCAUGCGAGACACAACAACGGAGUAUACGCGUCAACCUAUUUCGAAAUUGCAUUUUUAAGUAUAUUAUAGUAUGUUAUUUUUCAAAUAAAAAUGUGUGCAAAAUGUGUAUAUUCGAAAUAUAUUUCCUAAAAUGUCUCAUUCGCA